AUGUCGGCCUUCACCACCGAAUCCCCACCUGCUUGCAAUGUCCGGACCUCACACCUCGCUGCCGGAAGAGACGAAGAAGACUUUGCUGCUUCUUCACGACUCCAUCGACCCUCGCUGCUGCGCUACCCCCAUCCCGUUCUUUCUUCCUCUCGUCAAGACCCGAAGACACCUCUCUCUUCGCCGAUCGAACCUUCGCGCUCGCACCUAGCAGCCGACCGAGAAGCAGCGGACGUCCAACCCUUCUCCGUCUGCUGCUGUCGCAGAACCACCCUCCGUCGUUGUCCCCGCUUGUUGUCGUUGGUAUGGAACCUCGACCGGCUACCACUCACUGCCACUGUAUCAUAAAUAUACCCGGUGGUUCGUUUUAAGAACGAGAAAUGUCACGUAACAAAUCUUACAAAAAGUUUCUCAAAAGGAACCGACUUCGAACGAUUGGAACUCACGCUUCAAGG
Lactuca virosa is the source of this 452-nucleotide messenger RNA. NCBI's taxonomy places the organism in Eukaryota, Viridiplantae, Streptophyta, Magnoliopsida, Asterales, Asteraceae. The record is from the annotation of a GenBank genome assembly.